Molecule: messenger RNA, 11368 nt
Organism: Lutzomyia longipalpis
Lineage: Eukaryota; Metazoa; Arthropoda; Insecta; Diptera; Psychodidae
Gene: Sema1a
Product: semaphorin-1A
Exons: 12
Coding region: 872-3448 (858 amino acids)
Biological process (GO): axon guidance; neural crest cell migration; negative regulation of axon extension involved in axon guidance
Molecular function (GO): chemorepellent activity; semaphorin receptor binding
Source: RefSeq, a predicted model, not a curated record
AGCACGGAAAAACAAUUUGACAGUUCACCAAUUUUUUCGCGAGUGGUGGUAAUUUUUCCAAAUCAAAAUGCUCCGUGUGUGAAAAGUGGUGGGCACGUUAAUCCAAAAAUAAUGCGUGUGAUAUAAUUUGUUCAAAUGUUCAUUAAUUGUUGUGUGUAAUUGUGUUCUGUGGCACCCCAAGAGAAAAUUUGUCCCCGGAGGUGGUGGAAAAUUUUGUGUGGCAAAAGCGAAGAAGGAAAAAAAAUGUCUCCGAUGGCCUGCAAUUUAUUUACCGAAUAAAAUUCUUUCUUCCUCCAAUCCAAUUGUGUAUUUUGUGUGGCUCCGUGGGGCGCUACCUAUUGCACAAAGCAUCAAGGGGGGCAUUUGCACCAUUUGCCCAAUAGAGCAGCACAAAGCUCCCAGAUUUGAACGGAGCAAGAGAAUUUUCCACUUUGUGUGUUUUUUGGUGUUUACAAGGAAAAUAUAUAAUGGCGGAGUGUUCGAGACAAGAGAAAAUUCAGUGAAUAUUUUCCCCUCAAUUUUCCACGAAAAAGCUCUUCAGCAGAGGGAAAUUCCGCAAGAAAAAAAACAAAUUUUUUUAUUGGAAUUUGAAAGGAAAUAAAUAAAUGGAAAACUCCUGAAUUAAGCAAAAAGGAUAAAAAUUUGUGUGUGUGAGAGGGAAUCCAAGGAGGAAAUUAAGCUGUGUUGAAAGUAAAACGCAAAGAAGGGGGGCAACUUGCAGCAGAAUCAAUCUUCUCUGGUUUUUUUUUUGGGGUGUUUGCGUGUGCCGCGAGGAGGUUCUGGACUGCUGAUUCUGUCGCUGCAUCAAUUGAGGCUGAGUGUACGUUCUGCGGGAGGAGGUGCGCGCCUUCAAUCGAGCUUGAUUGAGAAAAUGUCUCUCCCUCUGGGUGCUUCCACACUGUCAACGCUCAUACUGACCCUCCUGACACUCUCGGCCCUGCCGCAGCUCAUCCAUGGGGUCUGGCAGGAGAAUGUUCGGCCCAAGUUGUACGUGGAACUUGGCUCGGAGGAGAUACUGCGUUUCCAGGGCAAUGACACAACCAUUGAUAAUUUCAAAUUAAUGCUACGCGAUGGGCAUAGUCUCCUCAUUGGUGCAAGGAACAUUGUCUACAAUCUCAGCAUAUCCGAUCUCACGGAGCAACAGAGACUCGAAUGGUAUUCACCGGAGGAUGAUGUCAAAAUGUGCGUUGUCAAGGGGAAAGAUGAGGAAGCUUGCCAGAAUUACAUUCGUGUCCUCGUACUACCAAGUCCGGGGAAGUUGCAAGUUUGUGGCACAAAUUCAUUUCGACCCAUGUGUCAUUUGUAUCAGAUAAAUGCAAACAAUUACACAUUGGAAAUGGAGAAACCCGGCCAGGCGGUGUGUCCUUAUGAUCCGCAACACAAUUCCACAGCAGUGUUUGCCGACAAUGAACUGUAUUCGGGCACAGUGGCCGAUUUCAGUGGCAGUGAUCCAAUAAUUUAUCGUGAACCCCUUCAGACGGAACAAUAUGACAGUCUAAGCUUAAAUGCACCGAACUUUGUUAGCUCCUUCACUCAGGGUGAUUUUGUGUACUUCUUCUUUCGCGAAACAGCUGUGGAAUACAUAAAUUGCGGAAAGUCCGUGUACUCACGUGUUGCGAGGGUGUGCAAGUGGGACAAGGGGGGACCGCAUCGAUUUAGAAAUCGAUGGACAUCAUUCCUAAAGUCACGACUAAAUUGCUCCAUGCCAGGAGACUUUCCAUUCUACUUCAAUGAAAUACAAUCUGCAAGUAAUUUGAUUGAAGGACGAUACGGACAUACGAAUUCAAAGUUGAUUUAUGGUGUCUUCACAACACCACCAAAUUCAAUUCCUGGCUCAGCUGUGUGCGUAUUCUCACUGCAAGAUAUUGCGGAUACAUUUGAGGGGAAUUUCAAGGAGCAAAGUAGCAUAAAUUCCAAUUGGUUACCCGUGAAUAGUGCAAAAGUACCCGAUCCACGUCCAGGGUCGUGUCACAAUGAUUCCCGUACACUUCCUGAUUUAACGUUGAACUUCAUAAAGACACAUUCAUUGAUGGAUGAGAAUGUUCCAGCCUUCUUUGGGCAGCCAAUUCUCAUGCGCACAAGUACAAUGUAUAAAUUCACACAAAUAGCGGUUGAUCCGCAAAUUAAGACCCCAGGUGGGAAGACGUAUGAUGUGAUUUUCGUCGGGACGGACCAUGGGAAAAUAAUAAAGGCCGUUAAUGCUGAUUCAGCGGAUUCAAGCAAAAAGGCAACAUCCGUUGUCAUUGAGGAACUCGAUGUCCUCGCUAAAAGUGAACCAAUAAGGAAUAUGGAAAUUGUUAGGACUGUUCAAUAUGAUCAACCAAAAGAUGGAAAUUACGACGAUGGGAAGCUCGUAAUUGUCACAGAUAGUCAAGUGAUUGCUGUGCGGCUGCACCGAUGCAAUAGUGAUAAGAUAACAAGUUGCAGUGAAUGUGUUGCCCUACAGGACCCAUAUUGUGCAUGGGAUAAAAUUCAGGGGAAAUGUCGUUCGCACGGGGCUCCGCGGUGGAUGGAGGAGAACUAUUACUACCAGAGUGUGGCCACGGGGCAACAUGCUGCGUGCCCAUCGGGGAAGAUGUCGUCAAAGGAUGCAAAUGCGGGUGAACAGAAGGGCUAUCGCAAUGAUAUGGAUAUGAUGGAUUCGCACAAUCGUCUAAUGAAGAAUCAACCGAGUGGUGAGGUGAUUAACAUUAUGCAGGAUAGUAAGAGUUUCGAUGGGACUGGGCCACAAAUAACGCCGGACAUUAUGACGGCGCAAUAUUCGGUGGAGACCCUCGUGAUGGCUGUAUUGGCUGGAUCAAUUUUUGCAUUACUCGUUGGCUUCCUUACGGGCUACUUUUGCGGUAGACGUUGCCACAAGGAUGAAGAUGAUAAUCUUCCCUAUCCGGAUACGGAGUAUGAAUACUUUGAGCAACGUCAGAAUGUCAAUCGCAUACAGACGGAACCGAAACUUCUGCCUCAGGUGGAUGAGGUGACGUAUGCGGAGCCGGUACUACUGCCACAGACGUCCAGUCAGAAUAAAAUGCAAAAUUCCCCAAAGAGCACCCUGAGGAAACCAAUGGGACUCCAUCAUGGUGGAAAUAAUGAUGCUCUCUUCCAAUUCCAACCUGAUGGCUACAACACACGCGACACGUACCGUGGACGAGAUAAUUUUGGAACUUUGCGAUCACACCAGGGCGACAAUUACCGGCGUGGCGAUGGUUUUUCCACGACUCGAAGUGUGAAAAAAGGCUUAAAUACAAAUGCAAGAAACAGAAGUCUCGGUCGACUAAGGAGACAGCCGCCCCGACAUGGAAUUGCGACCCAACAUCGUUCCGAUAGUCCACAAAAUUCAAGUUCAGGCUCAUCACCAGUCAUGUCGCACAGUAGCUCAAGUCCUGCACCACCAUCGAGUAGUCCCAGUCCUCAGGGGAGCUUGAAGAACUGUAGCUAUAUCUAUCGCGAUUGAUUAAUAUGUGAUGCCGUCGAUUCAACAUCAUUGUCACCGAUGAAGACAUCAUCGAAGCACUUGAGAAAUGCCCUCAAUGUCACGUGGAAUAGUCUGUGGGUGCGGAGGAAGAGGAAGAGGAAUCGAUCACCAUCCGUAUGGACGCACAAUAAUCUACUAAUGGAAGAUAUCACGGGUGAUUGUGACAUGAGAUCGUCAUCUUCUGCAUCCACAAUUCCCAUUGAUGAAUUCGUAAAGGGUGGUGGGUAUUGUGGGGGUGGUGGUGGUGCUACUAGUGGUGGGGCAUGUGGUGGUAAAAAUCGACGCCGCAGGAAUAACAAAGCUAAUUUAUGUGAUCCGAAGGAGUGUGAGUUGCUUGUUGUUAAAGCAUCAGACUGGGAUGAUGAGAAAUAAUGAAUUCUAACACUAAACAAACAAAACAAAAAAAAAUGAGCAUUUAUUAAAUUGUAAAAAGAAAAAAAAUUACGAGAAGUGAAGCAAAAAACUGAUAUUAAAAACAAAAAAAAAUAUAUUCCAUUUCUAAAUAAAAAAAAAUAAAGCAAAAUGAUGUACAAAGAAGGAUGAAAAUAAAGAACUUCUUUGUGCGGAUUUUUGUGGGAAUGCGCGAAAAAAGGCAUAUUUAUUAGGAUGUAUGAGAUUUUUUUUUAAAAAAGAAAGCAAAUUCAUCUGAAACAGAAACUAAAAGAAGUUGAAUGUAAAGAAAAAGUUGGCAGUUUGAAUGGAUUUCUUUUUUUUCUACCAAAGAUUUUAUUGUGCAUUUAUUAAUUAUUAACUUUAUAUACUUUUUAACAUUUAAUUUAUUUAACAAAAAAAUAAAUUUUCUUCAUAGAAGAAAAACAUCACUGAAAGUUGUAUAAAAAAAGGGAAAAUUGUAAAUUAUUUUUUAUUAUCUUUUGUAAGAUUUUUUUUUGGUGUAAAAUAUGUUUAUCUAAUUCACGGAAUUUUUUUUUUAUAAAUAUUAUAUUUAAUAAUCUUUAUUUCAAUGCAAAACAUCACACAACUGAGUUUUAUUUAGAUGGUCAAAGGAUAGAAACAGAGCAAAAGAUGAAGAAUCAAGUGAAAAAGAAAAUGAAAAAAAUAGCAAAUAAGAGAAAGAUAUACUCAUUAAAAAAAAACACGAUAAAGAGUGAAUGAAUCUCAAAAGAAAAGGGAAAAUAUAUAAUAAAUUUAUUAGAAAUUUUAUUAUAUACAACAUAGCGGAGGAGGCAGACACUUUUUGAAACAAAAGUAAUAAGAAAAAAAUGAUAUAAAAUAAUUCUAAGAAAUAUUCACGCAUAUUGUUACACUUAGGAGAAAAAAAAUGAAAGUUUUUGAAUAUUAAAAAAAAUCAAUAUUGAUGCAUAAAAAAAAGUUUUCAGUUGACGUGGUUUAAAGAUGAUGACGCUAAAUGAGGAAGAAAUGAAGGAAAACCCGUGAAAACAAAUCUAAAUAAUCUUUAAAUAGAAUUUUGCUCUUUUAUAGCCAUUUAGAGAAGACAGAGAGAAAGGUGAACGAGAUUAAGCGGGAGACAUUAUAUAUAGAGAACUUAGGGGUGAAAAAAAUAUGAGACAAUUUAAUAUUUUAGUAAAAAAAAAGGAUGAAAAAAUACGCGCAAAUUAUUUGCGAGAGAUUAACAUUUAAGAAUUAAAAAAAAACCAUGAAAAUAUAUACGUAUUAAGGAGUGGGAAAUUCAGAGGAAAAUUAAUGCAAAAAAAACGGGGAAACUUGUACACAAUACAAAAAAAGUUAAGAUUAUAGGAAAAACGAGUUAAUAUGAGAUUUAUCUCAUAUUUUUCUUUCAUGCUAAAAAUAUUAUUAAAAAAUAUAUAUUUAAAAAUGAAAAUAAUUCUAAGCUAACGAUGGGAGGGGGAAAUGCAAAAGAAAAUAGAACGAGAAUAGUAUUUAAUCCGCAAAAAGAAAAACCAUUAAACCCACUAUUACGUAUAUUUCAUUAAAAUAGCAAAGAGCAAAAAAAAAGCGAGUGAAGCAUGUAAAUAGAAAAAUUUAUAUUACAAAGAAAAGUGCAGCAACAAUUCAUCCACCCAUAUUGAGAAUUUAAUAGCAUCUUCUUUUGACGAUGUGUGUGUAAAAAAAAAGAGAACUACUUUGAGACCUUCUUUCACUUCUUCUUAAUAAAAAUAUAUUUAGUAUAUAAUUUCUUCCUCUCCAAUUUGUCCAUAUAUAGCAAAAUUUAAUACCGGCCACUGCAUAUUUUUUUUAUGUGUCGUCUAUUUUGCAUGACCCUAAAAGCCACAAAUGAGAUCACUCAUUGACAAGCAAUAAUUUUUCAUUGGAAUUUCAUUGAAAUGAGAAAAUUUAAAUGAGUUCGUGGAAAUUUUUCAGAUGACUCCCUUUGGUAAAAUAUUAUGGAAAUUCUUCAGAAUCAAAUUAAAAUCUUUCAUUAUGAGAGUUUUUAUUUUUUUUUCUUAGAAUUUCCAUAAUUAUUCAAAAGAGAACCAAAAUUAAUAAGAAAUUAACAAGAAUUUUAAAAUGUAAUAGAAUACCAAUUUAUUAUGAUUUAAUUACUUUAAUUAAUUUAAAAAAAAAUUAUACAAAGAGCUGAAUUAAUGAAACGCCAACGAAUUUCCUCGAAUUAAAUUGUUGCUCUUGUCCCAUUUUUUGAUCAGAAAAUCAGGUAUUUGGUCAGAAAAAUCUUUCAUUUAAUCAGGAGAAUGUUUUGCAUAGAAAACUCGAUUAAAUGAUUGGUGGUUCAUAGAAAUCACUAAAUUCAGUUUAAAAUGAUAUUCUGAGGAUCAUUUUGCAUAACUUUCUGAUCAAAAUAGAUCAUUUGUCUGAUUGAUUACCUUUUUUUUACGGAGGGCUUGGGGUGGAAUGGAUAGAAGGCUUGAGCUUGCAUUUAAAGGUCGCCAGUUCGAAUAAAGAACACGGCAAAUGCGACAGAUCCGCCAACGUGCAAGUAGAUCACUCUAGUAGUGCUCUGAGAGCACUGAAUUGGGAUUUUCUCUGUAAAAUUCUUUUCUUACUGGCGCUCACCGGAAGGAGAUCGUUUUCUCCCUAUAUCAAUUAUCAAAUUACACCAGACAAAUCAACUAUUCAAGUAGAUCACGGUUACUGGUUCGAUUAGAAGAUUGAUACACUCCUAUCCGUAAAAUGGCCCUCACGUGGCAAUAUAUCGAAAGCAACCCAUUACUACUCUGGAAAAAGAACAACAACAAUACCAAUAUAUAUUUUUAAAUUGCUUUUUUUACGUAAUUAGAAAUUAUUAUUUUUCUAUUCAUUUUUCCAUUUCACUGAUCAAUUUCUCAUUAUCCUGAUUAAAUAUCAAAAUAUUAAGUUUUCUGACCAAUAGAAACAUUCUCCGGAAAAAUAGAAUAUUCUUCUUAUCGAAAUUGAAUAUUCUUCUGAUUAAAUGGAAGAUUUUGCUGGGUAAAAAAUUGAUUAAAGAUUUUCUGAUCAAUGGGUUUCUUUUCCGUUUAUUACCUUUAACUUUGAGACUCUUCCUCCUUUCUUUUUUUUUAUGCAAAUUCAAUGAAAUUCCUUUGUUUGGCUACAGGAUCAUUGCAUAGCAUUUUCACAUUAAUAAUUUCCCUAAUUACCAAGUUCUCCAAAAAUUAAUGAAAAUAUAUUAUACAAAAGAGAUUUAACAAAAAGAGAAUACGAAGAAAAUAGAAAGUCAAAAGAAAUUUUGUACGAAAUAAAAAAAAACAUUUGCCGUUGAUAAAUUUCAACAAAUUGUUAAUUGUUUUAUGAAAAAGAAAAAUUGCAAUUUUUCAAAAUAUAUUUUUCAUCAUUGACUCAACACGGAGAGAAGAUGAAAAAGAAAAUUGGGAGAACUGUAGGUGAAAGAAAAAAAAUGUUAUUUAAACAUUGAGAAGAGAAGCAUAAAAUUCAUUUCUUAUUAUAUAUACCAUUUUUGCUCUUCUUAUGUAAAUAAAAUAUGCAACAACAAAAGAAAAACAAAAAAAAUAAUGAGGGAUAAAGCUGAAUAACAAACCAAAACUCAUGCACUAAAUUAAUGAUUAAAAAGUUAUUAAAAUGAAUAAAGAAAAUCAUAGAGUAGUGGUUUUUAAUAAAAAAAAAUAAACAUGAUGAAAAAAAUAUAUUAAACUAUAUUUAGAAGUAUUUUAUUUACUAUUUAAAAAAAUAUAUUGUUCAAAGUUCAGUCAAAUGGUAUGAGCAGCAAGAAGAUUAAGGGGAAAUGCAGUGGAGAAAAUGUUACCAAUUAAAACGUAAAAAAAAUGAAAAUGAAAAAUGAGAUAAACUUGAGAGGAAAAAAAUUCAUUGUAAAGCAUUUUCGCGUAUUUAUUAAAAAAAAAGAAAGAAAUAAAUAAGAAAAGGUAAAAGAUUAAUAAAUGAAGGACAGAAGCAAAAGAAAGAAUGAAAAGAAAGGAACAGAACUUAUUGAAGAGUGAAGGAAAUAUUGAGUAAAUACAGAAAGAAAAAAUAUAUUAUACAUAUUACUGAAGUGAGAUUUGAAGGUGAAAAAAAAACUUACUAAGAAUAUUAGAAUAUAAAUUAUAUAAAGCCAUAUAUUUAUAUAAUUAAUAAGUCAUUUAUAAUAUGCAAGUGCUUCUUACAAAAUAUAUUAAAAAAAAAUACUGCUUAGAUGAGUAGAAAGUUUUGAUGUGUAAAGAGGUUUUACAAUUGAUUUUAAUUUUCAAAAGUUUUUCAUUUUUGCUCCAUAUAUAGGAAAGUAAUAGUGAAGAAGAGAAAUUAUACCAGAUUACAUAAAAAUGCGAUAGUUCUAGCAUUUUAACAUUUUUACCGAGAAAAGUUAUUCAAAGCAAAAAGGGGAAAUACUUAAGACAGUAGAGAAGACAAUUUCUUCAUUUUACAAUACAUUAAAAAGUGAAUAAAUAAAACAAUUCCCCUUUUUAAAAUCCUCGAAAUCUUCCAAACAAAUCUAUUGUUUUUUUUCAGUUAAUUUCUUCUAUCAAAAAGUUAUUUUUUUUUGCAAUAUUUUCACCUUCUUACGUAGAGUUCUCUUGGACAAGUUUUUUUUUUUGGGAGAAUUAAGUAAAUUAAAAAGAAGAAAAAAUGAGCCAUAAAAAGUUGAGAAAAAAAGUAUAUUAGUGGUUUAAAUUUUAGGAUUUUACAUCAUUACAUUUAUUAUUAUUGAAUAUAGAUUUAUUGAAUAAGAAUGCAGUCAAUUGUAUAGUAAAAAAAACAAAAAAAUCUAAACUCGUAGUGAAUUAUUUAUAAACAAAAAAAUGAAAAUAAGAACUAAGAAAAAUCAUGAAUCUCUGCAAAAAAGUAUUUCGAGAGGCAUCAAUUUUAUUCCCCCUAAAAUACCCACACAAACACACAAAAGAAUCCCAAAAAAAAAUCUCAAAAUAUCCGCAUUUUUCAAUCUCAAAUGAAAAAAUGGGAGAAAAACAAUAGAACUAUAAAAUAGUUUUAAAAAAAUACUUUGAAAGAAAAUGAGCAUAAAAAUAUCACUAAAAAUGACUAAAAAUACAUAAUUAUCAUGCAAGAAAAAUAGUGUAGAUAAACUUUCUUUCAAAAGAAAAGUGAGGAAAUAAAUGAAAAACAUCCAUAAAAAAUAAUUCAAAAGAAGAAUAAAAAAAAAUUAAGAGGGAAACAUCAAUUUAUUGGAGAGAUGUUAAUUAUUUUGCAUACAGGGUGUGUUGGAAUUUUAUGGGUUUAUUUGGGAAAUGAUUUAUUUGAUUAGCUCUCUGUUAUUUAUUUUGACAGAAAAAUGCAUUUUUGACAUUUACGUCAAAUUUAUCAUGACAUUUCGGAGACGUUUAUCCCCUUCAUCAGGCAAAGAUGAGUAAGAUUUUUUCUUUCAAUGAAAAAGAUUACAAAGAAAAUUCUAAAUAUAACAAAAAGAAAAGCUUCUGAAACAUUUAUUUGCAAAGAAAUAUUCUUAACAAAGAAAAUAAAUCAAAAUCAAAAGAAAAAAAACGAAAAAUGACUAAAAUUUGACAAGUUUAGUACAAAGAAAAAUAUUUAAAUGAACUUCAUCAAAUAAAUCCAAAUAAAAUUUCAGUGCACCCCGUAAUGAGGGAGAGAAAAUGUUUAACUUUUCUUUUGCUUCGUAAUUUUAAUUGUACAAAAUGAAUUUCUUUGAGUGUGUUAAGACAUGAGACACCUUGUGUAAUAAAUAAUUCCAAAAUUGAAGAUGAAAAAAAAACAUCACGAAAGACUGAAAUGAUAUUAAACAAUAACCAACUAUUUUAUUUUCUAUUUUUAGUUUCUAAAUGAAAAAGAAAAAAAAUAUUCUAGUGAAGUGGAGGAAAAUUAAAUGAAGAAAAAAAAUGUACAGUGGAAAAUUUAUUUAAAAGAAAACUUCCUCAGUUCAUAAGUUGAAGCAGUUAAAUGAAAAAAAAGAUGAAAUUCGACUAAAAAAUGAAAAAUAUGAGUACAAAAAAAAAAUGUUUAUUAAAAAUGUGAAAAAUCUCGAUCCACUGAUGUGAAAAAAAAACUUGAGAUGCAAUAAGACACAGAAGAAAAAAAAAUAUUGAAAAAAGAAAAUUGUAGAAAGUCCAGUGAAUUUAUUUAUUUCACUUGUUAAAUCAACUUCAAUUACACGUCCUUUUGUUGAAUGAAUGAAUGAGAAAAGAAUCUUUUUUGGGUUUUCCCUGGGACACAAAAAAAUUAAUGAAAAGACAGAGGUAAAAGAAAAACAAAAAAAAAAAAACGCAAAAAUCGGGUAUUUGGACAAAAAUAAAUACCAAUUUUUAAUAAAAUUAUUAAAGCAAAAAAUUUUUAUUUGAAACUCUGAUGAAAAAAAGUGAACUAUACUCUAUUCAAAUGAACCUUGCAUUGAUGCUUCACCAGUUUGAAACAAUGUAGAUGAAAUUCAGUUCAUUGGCCAAUCAAAAUGCAGCAUUUCGUGUUGAAAUGUAAAAGAAUAAGAAGAAGAAUGAAAAGUUCUUUUGAUUGGUUGAAAAAUUUGGAAGAACUUGUGUGCAAAGUUGAAUUGAAUAGAGUUAAAGAAAAAAAAGAAAUUAAACUGUAAAUAACGUUGAGAAGAAACAUAAAAAACAGGAUGUGUAGGAGAGGAGACUAAAAUCACUUUUUGAAAAAACGGCUUUUAUUUGUUUUUUACUUAAAGAUCUUUUCACUCACAGACUUUUUUCAUUCACUUGUUGCAUAAAAUAAAUUUAAAAGAAAAUGAAAUGAAAUUAAUGCAUAAAAACAUUUUUUAGAAAUAUUAUUGCAUUUAGUGACGGGGGCGUGUGGGGAAAAAAUAGCUAAAAGAAAGAAGAAAAUCCACAAUACGUAUUCAGUAAUAUAUAUAAAAAAAAUUUCAGCUAGAAAAUGAGCGUUAUUAUUGAUCUUUCUACUAAAAAAAAAAUGAAAAAGAAAAAAACCUAAAAGCAGUGAUUAAUGAAUGAAAAUAUAACUAAAUGAUUAAUGAUAUUAUAUAUAAUUUAAUGGACUGCAUAAUGCAUCAAGAGAGCGUUAUAUACUUUUAUUCCUAAAUAAUAUAUAUAAAAUAACACAUAAAAUAGUUUUCCUCCCAAGUAUAAUGACAAAAAAUGACUGAUUUUAUUGGAAAAAAAAUUAAUUUCUCUUUUAAUUAAUUCAGGAAAAUAAAUGACAAAAAAUGCAAUGAAUAAAAUAGUCGCUAAUAGCUGCGAAAAGUCCUUAAAUUUGAAGGAAAACUCGCCUCAAAAAAAUAUUCAUUCAAAAUAGAAAAAAGUUUGAAAAAGACACAACACAUUACAAAUUCUAUUGAUAAACAUUAACAUUUAAAAAAAAAUACCUGUCAUAAAAAAAAGAAUAUUAUUGCAUAUAAAAGACGAAGCGAUGGAGGAUUUAUUGAAAAGAAAACUCAUCAUUUUUCAUACCAAAAUGCAAAGUAGAGAGACUUUCAUUAUAUUAUCAUUAAGUACCAUAAAAAAGGGAAGAAAAGUGCGAAGGAGAAAGCAAAAAAAAAGUAAAUAAAAUUAUUAUUAUAAAUUAUGUAAUUGAAUUAAGGAACGAAUUAGAAACAAAAAUUAAUUAAAUAAAAAACCAAAUUUCACAAAA